Messenger RNA from Solanum verrucosum, 741 nucleotides. RefSeq lists its product as uncharacterized. Bases 1 to 741 code for a protein of 246 amino acids. NCBI's taxonomy places the organism in Eukaryota, Viridiplantae, Streptophyta, Magnoliopsida, Solanales, Solanaceae. The transcript is spliced from 2 exons. The record is from RefSeq and is a predicted model, not a curated record.
AUGGACUUCACUAGAAUAAAUCCUUUAGAGUUUCAUGGUUCGAAGGUUGAGGAAAAUCCUCAAAAGUUCAUUGAUGAAGUGUACACAGUGGUGAUGAUCAUGGGAGUGACACCGGUGGAAAAUGCAGAAUUGGCCAUUUAUCAACUUAAGGGUUUUGCUCAAGUGUGGUUCAACCAAUGGAAAGAAGAGAUGGUAGUUGAUGCUGGUGCUCUUGAUUGGGAAAAACUUAAGGUUUCUUUCCUUGAUAGGUUCUUUCCCCUUGAGAUGAUAGAGGUAAAGGUACUUAAAUUCAUAAACCUUCAUCAAGGAAACAUGAGUGUGAAGGAAUAUGCUUUGGAGUUCACGCAAUUGUCUAGGUAUGCUCCUACUAUAGUUGUCGAUCCUAGGGCAAGGAUGAGAAAGUUCAUUUCGGGAAUGUCCGAGAUGGUAGUCAAAGAAUGUCGUACCGCCAUGCUCAUCAAUGGCUCCUCUAAUGCUACUCCUAGAUUCAACAAAGAAAGAGUGUUUAACCCUAAGUCUCAAGGAGGAAAUGGUAGUGGAUCUUCAUUGUCUACUUGUGUUAAAUAUGGAAGGAAGCAUGGGGUUAGAUGUCUAGCCGAUUCUAAUGCAUGUUUUUGUUGUGAAAAUAUGGAUCACAUGAUAAGGAAUUGUCCCUCAGUUUCUAAGAAUGAAGAAGAUAAUCGUCGACAGGCUCAUCCUUCGUCCGGUUCUAGUGGAAGUCAGAAGCAAAACAUGUUUUAA